This is a messenger RNA of Aphanomyces invadans, 2005 nucleotides long. RefSeq lists its product as hypothetical. The transcript is spliced from 6 exons. NCBI's taxonomy places the organism in Eukaryota, Oomycota, Saprolegniomycetes, Saprolegniales, Verrucalvaceae. Bases 61 to 1947 code for a protein of 628 amino acids. The record is from RefSeq and is a predicted model, not a curated record.
UGCGUUCAAAAAACUGUGGGGCCAGACGAGGAAAGAGCGGGCAGCGACACCGACGUGUAGAUGGACGACGAGCCGUGGCAACGUACCCUGGAGCACCUCACAGGUGUCCAAGGUCUGAACAAGAGUGAAGUCCGCAAGGACGUGAAGGAAGUCGAGCAACUUUUGGACGACCAUCGACAGUUUGUCGAGAAGCACCAGCACGACAAAUCGAAAACAGCAACUGCCAGUCAUAUGGAGGAAGACGAAGAUGUAACAUUGUCCCGACUCCGUCGCCAACAGUACUUGGCCAACUUGUACCUCAACAAACCGAUGCCCAAGAAAAAACGAAGCCGCGGCCGCGAAGUCAUGAGCGCCGAGGAAAUUAUUGAAACGCUUCCCGUGUGCCGACGCGCUGUGCGAUUGACGCAGGCGGAAUUGGCUGCUGUGAAGAAGGAACGGUUGAACUUGGAAGACACGUACCUCAAGCUCCGAACCAGCUUUAUCCACGAGUUGGAAGCGAUGGUGCGAGAGGACAAGGACCAACAGCGCGUAAUGCUACGAAUACGUAAAUCCGUCGGAAAGGCGGUCGCCAAGCUCCUGAGCAGCAAGCGGCGCCACACGGCGCUGCAAGAUAUCCUCGUCGAACUCGAAACAAGGGGCGACACGAUCGAGUCCCUUCAGACCCACGUGGCUCGACUGACGAAAUUGCUUGGCCAGCACGACAUUCCACUGGAUUCGGUCGUGGUCGGGGACACUGUGAGCUGGACCGACGGCAAGGGAGAAGUGGUGUCAGUGUCCAAGGACACGGUCAAAGUCAAGCUCGAGAACGGAGAAUUGACGACAGUGGCACUAGACGCCGUUGAAGUAAACAAGGCCAAGACCACCACUGCGAUGACGGAGGCAGAAUUGCAAUUAAAGGCCAAGUACUUUGAAAAGGCAGGCGAGUGGGUGUCGGCUGAGGCCGCGUGGAAGGAGCUCAUCGAGAAGGAGCAACUCGAGGAAGAUGACUGGAACAGCGACGAUGACGAUGAAGACGAGAACGACGACGACGACGACGUCGAUAAACGAAAGACCGACAAGAAGGUGGAGAAACUGCGCUUGAAGAAGCUCAUCCCGUUCAAAGCAACGACAUUGCCGUCCACGCCGUUCAACGUGCCUCUGCUCAUCAGUCCUUUGAGUGAACUGCCGGACCAUGUUGCAGCGGCGGCGGCAGGACUCUCGAAUGUUCAGUGGAUGGGCAGUGCUCUCCCAGAGAAUCUCGCGCAGUGGGAAGCGGAUCGAAUGGAAAAUUUGGUGCUGAAGGGCGAGGUCGAAAGGCUCAAGUUCCAGCUGCAACAGACGGAGGCACAGAAGAAGGACGCGCAGAACCACGUGAACGUGCAGCUCGAGAGCAUCAACAAGCUCGUGUCUCAGUUGGAGAAACAGCGAGAAGCGACUGCGGCCGCCACGACGCUGCUCCACCAACCUUCCUCUGCCAAAGACGUCAAGGCGAAGAAACAAUCCGUGUCUGCUGUCGACAAGCGGCAGAAACAGCCGAGAAAGGACAGUUUGUCCGAAUCGGCGUCGACGCCAGGGUCCCCAUUGAAGGACGUCGACAUGAGCGGUGGCGAGGAAGACACUGCGGACGACGAUGACAAGGGAACCGAAACGACACGACGAUCGCUGCGGUCCUCCAAAACUCCCGCGGUGGCGCCAUCGCCGGCCAAGCAGCUUCCAACCUCAACCUCCGAAGACAAGGGGUCAACUGGCUCGAGUGGGAAUAACAAUCGGCGAAAGAAAGACUCGAACGAGGCUGCAAAGAAGGACGACACCGAUGCUGCAACCGACAAGAGUCACGGGGCGGCCAAAGUCACGGCUCGACGCAAGUCCAGCCGGUCCAAAGGCACCACCCCCAAAUCCCCCACGAAUGCCGACGGUUUGUCUGACACGGAAGAAGAGCCGGCUGCCAAGCGACGAACGCGGGCGUAGCGACGUAGCUCCAUCUUUAAUCUGUUACAAGUUGUGCCAGCAUGCACACACGAUGCCA